CCUGUGGCUGUCGGUCGUCUCCGAGGUGCUCUACAUCCUCCUGCUGGUGGUUGGUUUCAGCCUCAUGUGUCUCGAGCUCUUCCACUCCAGCAAUGUCAUCGACGGGCUCAAGCUCAAUGCCUUUGCGGCCGUCUUCACGGUGCUCUCAGGUCUCCUGGGAAUGGUAGCCCACAUGAUGUACACGCAGGUGUUCCAGGUCACCGCGAGCCUCGGCCCUGAAGACUGGAGGCCCCAUUCCUGGGACUACGGGUGGUCCUUCUGCCUGGCGUGGGGCUCCUUUACCUGCUGCAUGGCAGCCUCUGUCACCACGCUCAACUCCUACACCAAGACGGUCAUUGAGUUCCGGCACAAGCGCAAGGUCUUUGAGCAGGGCUACCGGGAGGAGCCGACCUUCAUAGACCCUGAGGCCAUCAAGUACUUCCGGGAGAGGAUGGAGAAGGGGGACGGAAACGAGGAGGAGGACCUCCGCUUGGAUUGCCGACACGAGAGAUACCCUGCCCGAUACCAGCCACACAUGGGAGAUUCCUGGCCCCGGAGCUCUGCACAGGAGGUGCCGGAGCUGAACCGCCAGUGCUGGGUCCUGGGCCACUGGGUGUGACAGCGACCAGCCUGGCUCCAGACCUCGGGCCGUCAUCGGCACCAGCCCCCUGCUGCAAGACCGCUGGUCUGGCGCCUUUGGAAACCUGGCCUGUGUGGGACACAUGUGGCCUACCCUGCCCGCUGCUGCCUGGGUCUCAGGGCCCUGGAAACGGGGCCAGGGCAGCCGGAGGGACCGCACAGGGCUGCACAGCGUGACUCUGGGACAGCAACUCCUAACUCUCGCCACCGCCACAUGCAGAGCCCUGCUGGAUGCAGCUGGGAUGCCGGGAAAGGCACAGACCUCGGCCACCGAAAACCUGGGACCCAUGAGCCAGCCAGGAAGUUCAGGAGGUCCCCAGCGUGCGGAGCCCUGCGGGGGGCAGGGAAUGGGUGGGGCUUCCUGAAGGAGGGGCAGUGGCACCAGGGGGUUCACACAGCAGGCACACAGCAAGGGCUCAAUAAACGCUUGUUGAAUCUG
Messenger RNA from Physeter macrocephalus (sperm whale), 1057 nucleotides. RefSeq names its product GSG1 like (gene GSG1L). Gene Ontology annotation, cellular component: postsynaptic density membrane; plasma membrane. The transcript has 5 exons. The record is from RefSeq and is a predicted model, not a curated record. The coding region runs from base 65 to 598 and encodes 177 amino acids. Lineage: Eukaryota; Metazoa; Chordata; Mammalia; Artiodactyla; Physeteridae. Gene Ontology annotation, biological process: regulation of AMPA receptor activity.